CUCCUCCAUAUAAAUUCUACAUGUCUGUGUCUCUUUCUCUCUACUAUUACUACUAGCUAUAUCCAUCUUCUCUUGCACAACCAAGUUCAUCACUCUCUGGUAUUCAUAGACAUCACUGUUUCAUUGUCUUUGUUUAAGGAUUCUCUAAUGUUGUCACAAAUGGACAUGGAGGAGCUUGUCUCAUGUAACAACAACGAUGCCACCAACAUAGCCAAAGGCAAGCGCACAAAGCGGCGCUUGAGGCCUUUGUCUCCUUGUGCCGUCGUUCCUACCACCACCACCAUCACCACUGUCACUGCCGCUACCACCCCCAUCAUGACAUCUAGCUGUUCAAGUGCUUCUUGUGGCGGUGGUUCUUCUUCAUCCACAACCUUUGAGGAGGAAGAGGAAGACAUGGCUAAUUGUUUGAUUCUCCUAGCACAAGGAAAAGUAGGAGGGGACCCUCCUCAUCGUCACAAGGACUUAUAUGGUAGUGAUGUUAAGACAGAGAAGCUGGGUAGCACCAAAGUCGAUCAUUUCUAUGUUUAUGAGUGCAAAACAUGCAACCGAACAUUCCCUUCUUUUCAAGCACUAGGUGGCCACAGGGCAAGUCACAAGAAGCCCAAGGUGGAGGAGAAAAAGUCGUCAUCACCACCACUGUCGUUGCCGCCGCCGCCACCACCACCACCACCGUCUUCGUCGUCACUAUUUAAUUUUGAAGAAGCAAAACAAAGUCAUCACAUGAAGAAUAUUAUUAGCCCUUCUGUUUCCCUUCAAUUAGGGUGUGGCAAUAAUAACAAGGUUGGUUUAAAUUUCCAUGGCAACAAAUCCAAGAUUCACGAGUGUUCCAUCUGUGGGUCAGAAUUCACAUCAGGGCAAGCAUUGGGUGGUCACAUGAGGAGGCAUAGAGCAUCUACCAAUAAUAACAAUAUUGUUCAGACAACAACAACAACUUCUAAUGGUGCUGUUGAUGUUAAGCCUCGGAAUGUUCUAGAGUUGGAUCUUAACCUCCCGGCGCCGGAAGACGAUCUCCGGGACUCCAAAUUUCAGUUUCCGGCGACUCAGAAUUCUAUGAUGCGGUCGGCUGCUCCGGCUUUGGUGGGAUGCCAUUAUUAGAAGCCGGGGUGGGAGUUAGAUGGAGAGGGGGGAAAAGUUAUAUUAUUUGAUCAAUGAUCAUUGUGAAUUAUUAGCUUUAUUUUAAUUUACAACAAUUAUUCUUAAUUAUCGAUUCUUUGGAUUAUUUUUUCGGUUUAUUAAUAAUUUCCCAUUUGGAUGAUCUACUUGUUCAAGUUUUGGAAUUCUCUGAGUAAGUGGUUAGUGUUCAUGGUUGCCUUUCAUUCAAGAAAAGUGAUAUUAAUUGAGUCAUAUAGAAUCUUUUUUUUUUC
Molecule: messenger RNA, 1364 nt
Organism: Glycine soja
Lineage: Eukaryota; Viridiplantae; Streptophyta; Magnoliopsida; Fabales; Fabaceae
Product: zinc finger protein ZAT5-like
Exons: 1
Coding region: 148-1095 (315 amino acids)
Source: RefSeq, a predicted model, not a curated record